Messenger RNA from Penicilliopsis zonata CBS 506.65, 831 nucleotides. RefSeq lists its product as hypothetical. The record is from RefSeq and is a predicted model, not a curated record. Gene Ontology annotation, cellular component: cytoplasm. The coding region runs from base 1 to 831 and encodes 276 amino acids. The transcript is spliced from 2 exons. NCBI's taxonomy places the organism in Eukaryota, Fungi, Ascomycota, Eurotiomycetes, Eurotiales, Aspergillaceae. Gene Ontology annotation, molecular function: aralkylamine N-acetyltransferase activity.
AUGAAUGAACCCGCCGAGUUCAACGAUGCGGCUCCCCAGGUGGAGGAGCUUUCACUCCCCCCCGAGCACGACUAUUCCCGGUUGUCUGAACGUGCGGCGUUUACGAUCGAUGCAGGAAUGCAGCUCGAAGAGUCGGAGGAAGAUGAGGAGAUUGACGAAGACUAUGUCGCGGUAGAUAACGACGAUAUGAACGACCUGUCAUACUGGUUCCGCCGUCCUCCCGUGCGCCAGCGGACCAAGCUGGAUGAACUGUAUCCUUUCGUCCAGGUGCUCACUCUGUCCAAUGUUGAGGAUUGUGUCAUUGUUGAGAGUGCUUUCCCGGAACAUGAGCGCUGCUCGGAAGAAAAGUUCAAAUACCGUCUCACCAAAUGUCCGGAGCUUAGUCUGGGAAUGUUCACCCUUCCGCUUAUGAAAGAGGGCCAACCAAAGCCCCGUCCUACGCUGGUCGCACAUGUGAUCGCCACCCGCACAUCAGCUUCGCGAGUCACUGAUAGAUCGAUGCAGCUCCCGCCCAACUGGCAGUCUGAACGUUUGAGUUUUGAAAAGGACCAGCCGAUCGGCCAUGAGGAAAGUGGUGGUACCGUCUGUAUCCACUCGCUGGCCGUCCUCCCAGAACAUCAGGGCAAGCAGGUUGGCAGUACGCUCAUGAAAUCCUACAUCCAACGCAUCCGGGAAGCCAUGAUCGCGGAUCGCCUAGCGAUCAUCGCCCAUGAUCACCUCAUCCCCUUCUACGAGUCGCUGGGAUUUGAGAAUAAGGGCCCGAGUGCAUGCCAAUUUGGCGGCGGCGGUUGGUUCGACAUGGUCAGUUCUUUCUUUCUUGCGGUUCACUAG